Molecule: messenger RNA, 1266 nt
Organism: Durio zibethinus
Lineage: Eukaryota; Viridiplantae; Streptophyta; Magnoliopsida; Malvales; Malvaceae
Product: Glycosyl hydrolase superfamily protein
Biological process (GO): carbohydrate metabolic process
Molecular function (GO): hydrolase activity, hydrolyzing O-glycosyl compounds
Source: RefSeq, a predicted model, not a curated record
AGCUGAAUUGUAUGGGAAGGUCAGAAACAUACAGUCCAAGCGACUUGAUCUAUUCUCAAUGGCUACCUUCUCUUCAAGUAAUAGUUCCUUCAUGGCUGCAAUAGUCCUUCUAGGGAUCUUCGCAGCAAACUUGGAUCAAACAGGUGCGGAGCCUGUUGGUGUUUGUUAUGGAAUGCUAGGCAACAAUCUUCCAAAUGCAUGGGAAGUCAUCCAGCUGUACAAAUCACAAAACAUCAGGCGAAUGAGACUUUAUGAUCCAAACCAAGCAGCUCUGCAAGCUCUGAGAGGCUCAAACAUCGAAGUAAUGCUAGGUGUCCCAAAUUCUGAUCUUCAAAGCCUUGCUAACCCUUCUAAUGCACAGUCCUGGGUGCAAAGAAAUGUACUAACCUACUGGCCAAGUGUCAGGUUCCGGUAUAUUGCGGUUGGAAAUGAAGUUAGUCCUGUUAACGGUGGCACUGCUUGGUUUGCUCAAUUUGUUUUGCCUGCCUUGGUGAAUGUAUUCAAUGCAGUUCGAUCAGCUGGUUUGCAGGACCAAGUCAGGGUCUCAACUGCAAUUGACAUGACCUUGAUUGGAAACUCCUACCCUCCAUCAGCAGGUGCCUUUCGUGGGGAUGUUAGGUCGUAUUUGGACCCGAUCAUUGGCCACUUAGCAUGGGCCAGGACACCUUUACUUGCCAAUAUUUACACUUACUUCAGUUAUUCAGGCAAUCCAAGGGACAUCUCUCUUCCCUAUGCUAUAUUUACUUCCCCUUCACCUGUUGUAUGGGAUCAAGGACGUGGAUACCAAAACCUUUUUGAUGCAAUGUUGGAUUCAUUAUAUUCAGCUCUUGAGAGAGCUGGGCAAGGGGGCCUGCAGGUUGUUGUCUCAGAAAGUGGAUGGCCAUCAGCAGGAGGGUUCGGGACAACGGUUGAUAAUGCACGCACUUACCUCACAAAUUUGAUCAAGCAUGUCCAAGGAGGAACCCCAAAGAGGCCUGGAACAGCUAUAGAGACUUAUCUGUUUGCCUUGUUUGAUGAGAACCGGAAGGAACCUGAGCUAGAGAAACAUUUUGGGUUGUUCUACCCAAACAAACAGGCAAAAUAUCCCCUCAAUUUUGGUGCAGGAAGAAUCUGGGAUGUUUCAGCCGAAUAUAAUGCAACUAUUUCUCUUAAAAGUGACAUGUAAGGCUGAAAAUCAUGAGAAUUUGGAUUUUAUUCUAUUUCUCCCAAUGUAUUUUCGUCUUAAAUAAGUGAGAAAUCUGCCAGCAAUCAAGUAAUUUCUUGGUA